Messenger RNA from Helianthus annuus (common sunflower), 2229 nucleotides. RefSeq names its product luminal-binding protein. Lineage: Eukaryota; Viridiplantae; Streptophyta; Magnoliopsida; Asterales; Asteraceae. Gene Ontology annotation, biological process: endoplasmic reticulum unfolded protein response; cellular response to unfolded protein; protein refolding. Gene Ontology annotation, cellular component: membrane; endoplasmic reticulum chaperone complex; nucleus. Bases 65 to 2041 code for a protein of 658 amino acids. The record is from RefSeq and is a predicted model, not a curated record. The transcript is spliced from 7 exons. Gene Ontology annotation, molecular function: ATP hydrolysis activity; misfolded protein binding; ATP-dependent protein folding chaperone.
ACAUUCUUCAAUCGAAAAAACUGAAAUCUCACUACACAGGGUUUGAGUGAAGGUCGAAGAAGCCAUGGCUCGCUCCGGCGUCGCGUUAGCGAUUAUUCUAAUCGGUUGUUUAUCUGCAAUUUCCAUAGCAAAAGAAGAGGCUAACAAGUUAGGAACAGUUAUUGGGAUAGAUCUUGGGACUACUUAUUCUUGUGUUGGUGUUUACAAAAACGGUCAUGUUGAGAUCAUAGCUAACGACCAAGGAAACCGUAUUACUCCAUCAUGGGUGGCUUUCACAGAGUCCGAGAGGUUGAUUGGUGAGGCAGCAAAGAAUCAAGCGGCUGUAAAUGCCGAAAGGACUAUCUUUGAUGUUAAGAGACUUAUCGGGAGGAAGUUUGAGGAUAAAGAAGUCCAGAGGGACAUGAAACUCGUUCCUUACAAAAUUGUGAACAAGGAUGGAAAGCCCUAUAUCCAAGUUAAACUUAAAGACGGGGAAACUAAGGUUUUCAGUCCGGAGGAAAUCAGUGCCAUGAUUCUAACAAAGAUGAAGGAGACCGCUGAAGCGUUCCUUGGAAAGAAAAUUAAGGAUGCUGUCGUCACAGUUCCUGCAUACUUUAACGAUGCCCAAAGACAGGCUACCAAGGAUGCUGGUGUGAUUGCUGGCUUAAACGUUGCUAGAAUCAUCAACGAGCCUACAGCUGCUGCUAUUGCAUAUGGUUUGGACAAAAAGGGUGGUGAGAAGAACAUUCUAGUUUUUGACCUUGGUGGUGGUACAUUCGAUGUCAGUAUCUUGACCAUUGACAACGGUGUUUUCGAGGUUCUAUCCACAAACGGAGACACCCAUCUUGGAGGUGAGGACUUUGACCAAAGGAUCAUGGAAUACUUCAUCAAGUUAAUCAAGAAGAAGCACGGAAAGGACAUCAGCAAGGACAACAGAGCUCUCGGAAAGCUAAGGAGGGAAGCUGAACGUGCCAAGAGAGCCUUGAGUAGCCAGCAUCAAGUCCGUGUUGAGAUCGAAUCACUCUUUGACGGUGUUGAUUUCUCCGAGCCAUUGACCCGAGCCCGGUUUGAGGAGUUGAACAAUGACUUGUUCAGAAAGACCAUGGGACCUGUGAAGAAAGCUAUGGAAGAUGCUGGUCUAGAGAAACGCCAAAUUGACGAGAUUGUUCUUGUUGGUGGUAGUACCAGAAUUCCAAAGGUUCAACAGCUUCUUAAAGAUUACUUCGAUGGCAAGGAACCCAACAAGGGUGUGAACCCUGACGAGGCUGUUGCUUUUGGUGCUGCAGUUCAAGGUGGUAUUUUGAGCGGAGAAGGUGGUGAUGAAACCAAAGAUAUCCUUCUUUUGGAUGUGGCCCCACUUACCCUUGGUAUCGAAACUGUCGGAGGAGUGAUGACCAAGUUGAUCCCCAGGAACACCGUUAUCCCAACCAAGAAAUCUCAGGUGUUCACCACAUACCAAGAUCAACAGACCGUUGUGUCGAUUCAGGUCUUCGAAGGUGAAAGGAGUCUUACAAAGGAUUGUAGACUGCUCGGAAAGUUUGAUCUCUCUGGCAUCGCACCAGCUCCAAGGGGAACCCCGCAAAUUGAAGUGACAUUUGAAGUAGACGCCAACGGUAUCUUGAACGUGAAGGCUGAGGAUAAGGGAACCGGCAAGGCAGAAAAGAUCACAAUCACGAACGAAAAGGGUCGGUUGAGUCAAGAAGAAAUCGAGCGGAUGGUUCGUGAAGCCGAGGAGUUUGCCGAGGAAGAUAAGAAGGUGAAGGAGAAGAUCGAUGCCCGUAACGCCCUCGAGACUUACGUGUACAACAUGAAGAACCAAAUCAGUGACAAGGAUAAAUUAGCCGACAAGCUAGAAGCCGAUGAGAAGGACAAAAUUGAAGCGGCAACAAAGGAGGCUCUUGAGUGGCUCGAUGACAAUCAGUCGGCGGAGAAGGAAGAGUAUGACGAGAAGCUAAAAGAGGUGGAAGCGGUUUGCAACCCGAUUAUUACGGCUGUUUAUCAGAGAACAGGUGGUGCGGCCCCUGAGGGAGGUGAAGAUGAUGAAGAACAUGAUGAGCUCUAGAGUUGUUUCUUUAUUAUUUUAAUUAGACAAGAGACAUAGGAAAACUUUUUGGCAGAAACUUUGUAUCACGCCGCCCCUUGCUUCUUUUGCUUGCUUCAGAUUUCUCUUUACUAAAGAAUGAGAUUUGAGUUCCCAGUGAAUUUAGGUUUGUUAUUGAAAAAUCAGUUUUCAGUUAAGUUCUUAUAGCA